Molecule: messenger RNA, 2141 nt
Organism: Syngnathoides biaculeatus (alligator pipefish)
Lineage: Eukaryota; Metazoa; Chordata; Actinopteri; Syngnathiformes; Syngnathidae
Product: zinc finger protein 501-like
Exons: 5
Coding region: 327-1649 (440 amino acids)
Biological process (GO): regulation of transcription by RNA polymerase II
Molecular function (GO): DNA-binding transcription factor activity; RNA polymerase II cis-regulatory region sequence-specific DNA binding
Source: RefSeq, a predicted model, not a curated record
UCACGUGCAAUCAGCGCGAAAGACCGCAAAGACUAAACGGAGGAGGAAGUAGAAGUUGACAUUGAAGUACAAUCUUAGACGUCAUAACAAUGUCCAUACCAGGUUGAGGUUUGAACAGGAAAAGCAACUUUUUUCGGAGGUCAUCUACACCUCAUGACACAACACGCGGCUCCGGAGACAACAGAGGAGUGUUCCAGUGGUGAACACGGAACGAGCCGUCUGCAGCCUCCUCACAAGGACCUGACGGCCCUCGCGGUGUCCUGUCGCUUUAAAUAGCUCUGCUCUAAAGGCUCAUAGGUGGAAAGUGUUGUGACCAUUGUGUGAAAAUGUGUGCAAAGAGGACAGCAGCAAACGAGGAGGAAGUUUGGGGACCAAAAGAGGAAAAGAAACCACAAAGUCAAUGGCUGGACACUGUGUUCAAUCUGGAACCUUGUCUUGUGCUACGCACAGCAGAUGUCAGUGAAAAUCUUCAUCCAGUGUGGCAGCAUUCAGUGUACCGUCACAUCAAAGAGGAAAAGGAGGGUGAACAGGUUCAGUGCAUCAAAGAGGAGGAGGAAGCGUUCCUACACUUGAAAGAGGAAGAACAGGAGGAACUCAUCCAGGUUCCAUCCACUGGUGUCCCUUUGAAAAAAGAUGUCACUGAAAAUGUUCGAAAGUGGCAGCAGUCAGUGUCCCGUCACAUCAAAAAGGAAGCGGAGGGUGAAGAGGUGCAACGCAUCAAAGAGGAGGAGGAAGAGCUUUUACACAUGAAAAAGGAAGAGCCGGAAGAAAUCAUCCAGGUUCCAUCCACUGGUGUCCAUUUGAAGAGUAAAGAUGAAGGUCAAAGUGAAGAGAGACAAGGGGCAAAGCUUCCAACCUGGAAUAGCUCAAGUGAUAGAGACCUUUGUGAAAGAUCACAAACAGAUGGUCAUAAUGACGAUUAUGAACAGUCGGAAGGUGAUAUGACAUGUCACACUGCCAACAAAUGCUGGAAACGUUCCCAGUGUCAACAACACAUGAAUAUACAUACAGGAGACAAUUCUUGUUCCUGUGCAGUUUGUGGUCAAAGAUUUUCUCAGAAGGGAAAUUUUAAAAUGUACACAAGAACACACCCUGGUGAAAAACCGUUUUCCUGCUCAGUUUGUGGUCAAAAAUUCUAUCGGAAGGGACACUUAAAAUCACACACAAGAACCCACACUGGUGAGAAGCCUUUUUCCUGUGCAGUUUGUGGUCAAAGAUUCUCUCAGAAGGGAACCUUAAAAAGACACACAAGAGCACACACUGGUGAGAAACCUUUUUCCUGCUCAGUUUGUGGUCAAAGAUUCUCUCAAAAGGGGCACCUAAAAUCACACACAAGAACACACACUGGUGAGAAACCUUUUUCCUGUUCAGUCUGUGGUCAAAGAUUCUCUCGCCAGGGAACCUUAAAAUUACACACAAGAAGGCACACUGGUGAGAAACCCUUUUCCUGUUCAGUUUGUGGCCAAAGAUUCUCUCUGAAACAAUACUUAAAAAUACACUCAAGAGCACACACUGGUGAGAAACCUUUUUCCUGCUUAGUUUGUGGUCAAAGAUUCUUUUAUAAAUAUCAGGCUCAGACACACAAGUGUGCUGGUGAUAAUAGCAGUGACCAAGAACGUUUUCACGCAUGUGAGGAUUUAAUAAAAUAGUUACUAUGUUACUGACUUAGGAAAGUCAAGAUUCUUCUCUGUACUAGCUUCCUUUGUAUCUUGUUUUUUUUUUCUUUCCUGAAAUGUUUUAAUUUUGAAGAUGAGGGGAUUAUACUUGAGAGCUACAAAAUGUAAAUUAUGACUAAUUAAUAACACUUUUUUCCCAUAUCUGCUUUGUCAGUAGUUUUUAAUUUUCAAUUUUUGUGAUGAAGGCGGCACAGUGGAUCAGCUUGUAAAGCAUUGGCCUCACAGUUCUGAGAUCCCAGGUUCAAUCCCGGACCUGCCUGUAUGGAGUUACCUACUUACACCUUGCUCCUGUGCCCUCCUUGAAAUAUCUAAUAAUUGCACAUGUAUUUCAUCUCUUAAUUAAAAAGAAAGUGUAAAUAAUGUAAAACAUUUAAACAAUUUAAAAAAAUGUUUAUAAAAAAAAACUUCAAUAGGCAUUUCAAAAUGGCUCUGAAAAUCAUGUUCAAUAUUAAAGUGAGAAAUACC